Priceomyces carsonii is the source of this 2286-nucleotide messenger RNA. RefSeq names its product cullin (gene RTT101). Gene Ontology annotation, biological process: DNA damage response; ubiquitin-dependent protein catabolic process; protein ubiquitination. Gene Ontology annotation, molecular function: ubiquitin protein ligase binding. NCBI's taxonomy places the organism in Eukaryota, Fungi, Ascomycota, Pichiomycetes, Serinales, Debaryomycetaceae. The record is from RefSeq and is a predicted model, not a curated record. Bases 1 to 2286 code for a protein of 761 amino acids. The transcript has a single exon. Gene Ontology annotation, cellular component: Cul4-RING E3 ubiquitin ligase complex.
AUGACAGAAAACACAAUAUCUGAGGCACUAGAUUUCGGUGGGAGGAUGAGCAGUGGCUCAAUAACUUCUUCCCAUCUAUCUCUGUAUCAAGCUGAGUCGGCUGCUCAAUCGCUGGAAAAUGUCAAGAGAAUUAAGCCGAAUACACAACAGCGGCCAUCCUCCAAUAAUGUCGAUAAUAUAAGAGAUAAAGUGCAGAGGUUAAUACAUCUUAUUUUGCAUGGUCUACCUUUGGAAGCAAGCUACAAUAGCUAUUAUAACAGUGUUGAGAUACUCUGUCGAUGUAAGCAUAAUGAAAAAUCUAACCUCUCGACAAUACUUAGUGAUGCAAUUGAUCAAUACUUCAGAGAGAAAAUAAUGAUACAUGUUGAAGAGGUGCUUGCUCGUACUGACUUGGUUGAUUCUGUGAAUGGAUUUGUAGAGGAAUACGAGAAAUGGGACGAAAAGUUAAUGAUGCUCAGUAAGUUAUUCCUUUACCUAGAUCGGGGCUAUCUAUUACAACACCCUCACAAAAUGAUGAUAGCUGAAAUGGGGAAGACAUUGUUUGUUGAAAAUAUCAUAGUGAAGAGCGACCUAGUGCUAACAAAACAUAAGUUGCUAUUGCAGAAACUUCGUAAAACGGAAAAUAACGAGAUCACUGCACUCGCCAAGAGACUUACAAAGAUCUUGGUUAAAUUAAACUUUAAUGGAAGACUACAAAUCCACAACGACUUGAUAGAUCUGAUUCUGAGUGAUUAUAGCAUUAUGAAAGAAAGCUGGAUUGAGGAACCUCAAACUUACGUACCUAAAGUAUUACUGAAAAUCUCUAAAGAAAUCACGUAUUUCAAAGAAUGUGGCUAUUCCAAGGAGUUUUUGAGAGAUCUUCUAUUGAAGCUUAAGUGGAUCUUAAUAUUUCUGGACUUUUCAACUGUUAUUCAUGUUACUUUGCCCUAUUUGAUACAUGAGAGAUAUGUUAAAGAGCUCGAAAUAGUAUUUGGAUUUGCAGAAUUGGCGACAAGCGAAUAUCAAUUCGAUUCUUUCUCAAUUUUCAUUUAUGAAUGGGGCAAGCUAGUUUUCAAUAGAAUUUGUGAUUUAAUUACAGACCAAAAGGGUAGUUCAAAGAAUAUUAUUCCAAUUUUAGUGGACGCUAAUUCAGAUUUUAAGAACAUCGCAACUACUAAAUUGGCAAAGAAUGAAAAAUUCGAGUUUGAGCUCAGAGUUGCCUUCAACAAAGCUUUAAAUCAGUCUAAUAUCACAUUGCAUAUAAUAAGUCAAUUAUGCAAAUAUUGUGACUCGUAUUUAAGAAAUUCAAUAAAGAAAGGAUUAGGUUUGCCUUUCAACAAGUUUCAGAACGAUGUCAUGACAAUAUUUAAAGCAAUUAAUGAUAAGGAUGGCUUCAUUCAGGCUUAUAAAAACGACCUUUCCCGAAGAUUAUUACUUAGCAGAUCCGCUAAUUUGGAUGAAGAACAAAAACUUGUUGAUCUACUAUUAAAAAUUACAGGGGAGACUGACAACUCAUUAGAUUUACAAAUAAUGUUUAAAGAUUUACAAGUUUCAAGAGAUUGUUACUCAGAUGUUGACGUCACAGAAGGUUCCAAUUUUAGUUUCAAUGCUUUGAUUUUAGAGAAAAAAGUUUGGCCCGAAGUACCUAGAAAAGAGUCUGAUAUUAAAUUACCAUCAAAUCUUGGUGCAGCUCUUGAUUCGUUUUCAGCCAUAUAUCACAGUGCAGAUGAAAAGCGUAAGAAUCAUGUUUUAGAUUGGAGCAACUAUGCGUUACAUCAACUAAUAAUCACUGCAAAUUUUGAUUCAGGGCCAAAAGAACUAAUAGUAAAUUUACUUCAGGCAAUAGUUAUUCUCCUUUUUAAUGAUAAGCAGUCCUAUAAAUUUACAGAAAUUCAACAAGAGACGAAAAUAGAUGGCAAGUUAUUAAAAAGGGUUUUAGGAAGCUUGACAAGAUUCAAGGUUUUGAUGCAAAAGGGACAAGUGUUCGAAUACAAUAGCCAAUUCGAAGAUAAAUCAUUUAGAAUUCGGAUCCCGCUUUCCAAGGACAAAGAAACAAGCUCUAGUGGUGAUAGCGAACAAUUAGAACCGGUUAAAAGGAACAGGGAGUCUGAAGUGAAAGCUGCAAUAGUUCAAAUUAUGAAGAUCUCCAAGAGCUUGCCAUAUUCUGAAUUGCUCGUGAAAUCGUUAGAAAAACUUGAGAAAAAAGGAGCAGUGUCAAUUCAUGAUAUAAAGUUAUCAAUUGAAGGCUUGAUAGAUAGCGAUUAUCUUGCAAGAGAAGAGAAAGAUAAACUUUCUUACAUUCCGUAA